Messenger RNA from Nannospalax galili (Upper Galilee mountains blind mole rat), 177 nucleotides. RefSeq names its product NADH dehydrogenase [ubiquinone] 1 beta subcomplex subunit 1-like. Lineage: Eukaryota; Metazoa; Chordata; Mammalia; Rodentia; Spalacidae. The transcript has a single exon. The record is from RefSeq and is a predicted model, not a curated record. Gene Ontology annotation, cellular component: mitochondrion. Bases 1 to 177 code for a protein of 58 amino acids.
AUGACAAACUUGCUUCAGCUUGUGCGUGACCUCUGGGUUCAUAUACUUGUCCCUAUGGGAUUUGUCAUUGGCUGUUAUCUAGAUAAAAGGAAUGAUGAAAAGCUAACUGCCUUCCAGAAUAACAGCAUGCUGUUUAAAAGGGAGCUAAGGCCCAAUGAAGAAGUUACUUGGAAGUAA